Molecule: messenger RNA, 4044 nt
Organism: Theobroma umbraticum
Lineage: Eukaryota; Viridiplantae; Streptophyta; Magnoliopsida; Malvales; Malvaceae
Gene: SEC8
Product: subunit of exocyst complex 8
Biological process (GO): Golgi to plasma membrane transport; exocytosis
Cellular component (GO): exocyst
Source: RefSeq, a predicted model, not a curated record
CCGUGUGAUUCCGUUUUAAAAUAAAUAAAAAUCAAUAUUGGGCAGCUCGGAAUAUCGCCCGGCUUCGUCUUCCUCUUCCUCCGUUUUCUUCUAUUCCAAGAUUUUGACAUUUCCUCUUUUUCUUCUUCUGCCAUUGAAGAGAUCUGAGUUUCACGCGAGCUCGGCGUCUCAAAAGUGUCACGCGCUUUUCAGCGGCGUUUUAUAAUAGGUGGGCUUAAACGCUUUGUUGUGAUGAGGUGAGUUUGUGCUGUUUGUCGAAUUAUUCAGCCUUGGAGAAGUGAAAGAGUUUUCGAGAUGGGGAUUUUGGAUGGAUUUCCCAUUCCUCCAGAUAAAGAUUAUUUAAGAGAUGAGCUUUCAAGAAUAGAUGAGAGUUGGGCGGCUGCACGUUUUGAUUCACUACCUCAUGUUGUCCGUAUUCUGACAUCAAAAGAUCGUGAUGGUGAGGUCCAGAUAUUAAAGGACCAAAGCGAUGUUGUUGAGGAUGUUGUAGAUGAAGUUGUGCAUGCUUAUCACAGUGGCUUCAACAAAGCAAUUCAAAAUUAUUCUCAGAUCUUGCGGUUAUUCAGUGAAUCUACUGAAAGUAUUGGUGUCUUAAAGGUCGAUUUGGCUGAGGCAAAGAAACAUCUUGGUGCACGCAAUAAACAAUUGCAUCAGUUGUGGUAUCGAUCUGUGACACUGCGUCACAUAAUCUCCUUGUUAGAUCAGAUUGAGGGCAUAGCUAAGGUUCCUGCUCGUAUUGAGAAGCUCAUUUCUGAAAAACAAUUUUAUGCUGCAGCUCAAUUGCAUGUUCAGUCAUCAUUGAUGCUUGAGCGAGAAGGCCUCCAAACGGUUGGUGCCCUCCAAGAUGUUCGAUCUGAACUGACAAAGUUGCGAAGUGUUCUGUUCUAUAAAGUUUUGGAGGAUUUGCAUGCACAUCUUUAUAAUAAGGGUGAAUACAGCUCAGUUGCUUCAAGCGUGCAUGAAAAGGAUGAUGAAGUGCCAACUACCACAGCUGUUGCAUUUACAGCAAAUACUUCACAGCCUGUGUCUCGAAGAACCAGGACAGUGAAAGGUGAUGGUCAGUUUGGCAGUCAGGGGCUUGUAGAUGGACCAUACAGGCCAGGUUCCAUUGAUGGAGGUUCAUCAUAUGAUGGCCAUGAUGAGGAUGGUUCUUUGGAGCCACAUGACGAUAAUACCUUGGAUGGACAUGCAGUACGGCUUAAUGGUGGUGAUGGGAAGGAUGUCAAAGUCAUAUCCCGUCAAAUCCCAUUGUGGCUUUUGGAUUCCACUCCUGAUGAAUUUGUUGAAACAAUUAAAAAGAGUGAUGCUCCACUUCAUGUGAAGUAUUUGCAGACUAUGGUGGAGUGCCUAUGCUUACUUCACAAAGUAGCUGCAGCUGGUGCUGUAAUAAGCCAACGAUUGCGACCCACAAUUCAUGAGAUCAUCACAACCAAGAUUAAAGCCCAUGCAGAAUCCAUUAAUUCUUCAAGGUCUGGAAUUGAUAAGGCCCCUCGAGCUGGUACCACCAGUCUCCACUUUAUGAAGGCACAGUUAGAAAGGUACCAAUUACCAAGACAGAAGCGUCAGAAUGGGAUAUCAUUGGCUGGGACUCUGUUGGCAGUGAGCCCCGUCUCACCUGUGAUGGCUCCUACAGGAAAAGCACAGGCUGCUACAAAAGAGCUUCUCGAUUCAAUUUUGGACUCCGUUGUUCGGAUAUUUGAGAAUCAUGUUGUUGUUGGAGAGCUUAUUGAGUUGAAAUCUUCCCUACAAAGUGACAUAAACACACCAAAGUCACUGUCAGCAGGUGUAAACCUUGAUUGUGAAGCAUCUCAAGUUACUGGAGGCUACAGUAUUGGAUUUUCCUUGACAGUUUUACAGAGUGAAUGCCAACAACUCAUAUGUGAGAUUCUUCGAGCAACUCCUGAGGCUGCAUCGGCUGAUGCUGCUGUACAAACUGCCAGGCUUGCAAGCAAGGUUCCUACAAAUGAAAAGAGGGAUGGGUCAGAAGAUGGCCUCACUUUUGCGUUCCGUUUCACAGAUGCUACCAUAUCGGCUCCUAACCAGGGGGUUGAUCUCAUUCGCCAAGGAUGGAGUAGGAGGGGUCCCAAUGUUUUGCAAGAAGGUUAUGGCUCUGCAGCUGUCUUGCCUGAGCAAGGCAUUUAUCUAGUGGCAUCUGUAUACCGACCUGUUCUUGAGUUUACAGAUAGAGUUGCUUCAAUGCUGCCGAGAAAGUAUGCCCAGCUUGGGAAUGAUGGAUUGCUAGCCUUUGUGGAGAAUUUUGUGAAGGACCACCUUUUGCCAACCAUGUUUGUUGACUACCGGAAAGGCGUACAACAAGCUAUAUCAAGUCCAGCUGCAUUUCGGCCACGGGCACAUACUAGUGUUUCAUAUGCUUCAUCAAUUGAGAAGGGUCGACCUAUCUUGCAGGGGCUUCUGGCUAUUGAUUUCUUAGCAAAAGAGCUGCUCGGUUGGGCUCAAGCAAUGCCUAAAUUUGCCGUUGACCUUGUGAAGUAUGUUCAAACUUUCCUCGAGCGAACCUAUGAAAGAUGCCGAACUUCAUACAUGGAGGCAGUUCUUGAGAAGCAGAGUUAUAUGCUUAUUGGAAGGCAUGAUAUUGAGAAAUUGAUGCGACUUGAUCCAGCUAGUGCAUGUUUACCAAAUGCAUUUGGUCAGUCAAAUGCAAGAAAUAUUGCUUCUGAUGCAGAAAGUAUUGAGGUUGAAUCAGAACUAAGUGAACUUCUCUUAAAUUUGCGUCCUAUUAAGCAGGAGAAUCUAAUUCGUGAUGACAAUAAACUUGUUUUGCUGGCAUCCCUGAGUGAUUCAUUGGAAUAUCUUGCAGACUCAAUUGAAAGACUUGUACAAACAACCCCACAAACAUCAAAUCAUGUGGAGAGUGGCAAGCCCAGCCAUACACGAACAAGCAGUUCACCUGCUAGGGAUCUGGCAUCGUUUGCAGAUGAGUACCGAAAACUAGCAAUUGAUUGCUUAAAAGUUUUACGUGUGGAGAUGCAGUUGGAGACUAUUUUCCACAUGCAGGAAAUGACAAAUAGGGAAUACCUGGAAAACCAAGAUGCAGAAGAGCCUGAUGACUUUGUUAUUUCACUUACUGCACAGAUAACGCGCAGGGAUGAGGAAAUGGCACCUUUUGUUGCGGGAGUGAAGCGGAAUUACAUAUUUGGUGGAAUAUGUAGUAUUGCUACAAAUGCGUCCAUUAAGGCUUUGGCUGACAUGAAAUUGAUCAAUCUGUUUGGGGUUCAGCAGAUAUGUCGGAAUUCAAUUGCUUUAGAACAGGCCCUUGCAGCUAUCCCAUCAAUUGACAGUGAAGCUGUACAGCAGAGAUUAGAUCAUGUCCGAACGUAUUAUGAACUGUUAAAUAUGCCAUUUGAGGCCCUGCUUGCCUUCAUUACAGAACAUGAGCACUUGUUUACAGCUGCAGAGUAUGUUAAUCUUCUAAAAGUCCAGGUGCCUGGAAGGGAGAUUCCUCCUGAUGCACAAGAUCGAGCAUCAGAGAUUUUAUCCCAUUAGCACUCCAAAGUGACUUGAUUUGGUUAGCGGCCAAAAUCAUAUGAUUUGUGCUUGCACAGAUAAUUACUCAUCUCCUAGUUGUUUGAGCAUGGUGCGUAAGCCUUUUCCGUGGAAGUUAUUGUUCAACAUGUGCCAAGUAGUGGUAAAUUUUUGUCAAAUAUCAGAGAUUAGAGGUUUGUUCAAUUGCAUUUGUAAUUAUAGUUUAUUCUGUGUAGUAUCAAUUUUGUGAGUUGUGUUUCUUCGUGGGCUCUUUUAGGAGCUUUUGCCUAGUGUUGGUAAUGGCAGAUUAAAAGUACCAAUACAAUGUUUCUUAUGCCAAGUACAUGCUGGUUAUUGUGGAAAUCGGACAUUGUAUCUUUCAACCUCCAUAGCAACUAGCAAGUCCAAGUACAAUAAGAAACUUGAAUGUUAAUGAGAAUUAGGAAUAUCUGAUGAGAACUGAUGAACAUCUUUAUCCGUUAGGCUGUUGUCGGUUCUUAUUAAUUCAUUCUGACUGUUAUGACUUAUGAUUAAUUCUAAUCACUAGAAUCUUUAAACUGA